Molecule: messenger RNA, 3080 nt
Organism: Schistocerca cancellata (South American locust)
Lineage: Eukaryota; Metazoa; Arthropoda; Insecta; Orthoptera; Acrididae
Exons: 2
Coding region: 118-717 (199 amino acids)
Source: RefSeq, a predicted model, not a curated record
GAAGCUUAAGGCGUCAGUUGUGUUUGCAUUACUAUCGUGAGCAGAGGGCUGUCGUAAGAUUUACCGGAAAUUAAGUGUACGAAACGUAACUGAAUCGCUGACCUCAUCAUCCCGGAGAUGGAGAAACAAUUCCACACUAACAACCAGCCUACGAUGCAGUGUGUGUCUACGCGUGGUGGUGGAGCAUUACGGCGGUGCUCUCUAGAGGAAGACCUGAUCGAUGUGAGGGUGCGGGAAGGCACUGUCGUCUCCCGUCAGCGCAACGGCCGCAUAGUCACAGUGGUGCAGAACGGCUCCGUGGCAGUGGGUGUGCGCAGUGGCAGAAGCCAGUUCUCUAGCACUGUGGUGCAGUCCGGCGGCAUCGUACUGCAAAGCACGGCAGGCACCAAUAGUGUGCAAUUCAACAAUAAUGUGCAGGUCAACAAUUGUGUGAUGAACAGCUGCGUGCAGAUGAAUAUGCAAGAUGUCGAUGACGCAGAUGAUGACUUGGAUGACUUGGAUGACUUGGUGUGGCCGGGUGGCAGCAGUACUGUCGUGAAUGUUGGCAGUAGUACCGUCGUCAAUGUUGGCAGCAGUCGUAGCGUCGUGAGCGUUGACGGUGUUGGCGGCAGUGGAAUCAGUGUAAGUGUUAAUGGCCGCAGUGUGAAUGUUGUCAACAGCGGUAUUACUGUGAGAGUUAGCGGCGGCAGUACCACUGUCAAUAUUGGCGACUACUAAACCUACAGGGAGACACAAGGCAUCAAGCUCAACUAUGCGCCGGACACCCGCGUUUCUUGCCAGUAGUGACCAACCAGCUCACAUCUUUCGUUGGCCGUGAUCUUCUUAUAUUCACUUUUAUUUACCGGAAACAACCGCUCUUUCUUUCCACUGCUCUGACCAUGGUGGCGCAGUUCUCAGGCAUUGAACGUGUAUUCGGAAGGAGACUGCUUCAAAUUCCCAUCUGCCCAUCAUAAUUUUACUUGUGGGGUGUCCAAAAAUAUCUUUACAACCUUAUUCUUUGAUCGUUUCAAACCUAUACAACCUAAUAACACAGAUUUCAGCGUGGAAAAUUUUUGAAAAAUUAUGAGUUUUCUUGUGAAAAGGUAAAAAAUCAUCUCUCUUAUUAAGUAUAGUUUUAAAGGUAUAAAGAUAAAUCAUGGACACCCUGUAUUUUGUAAAGGUCGUGCCCAACAGCUGUCAGGUAUUUGAAAAGGAAGUCUUGUUUCAAAACUUUACGGAACUGAUAAUAUAAUUGGUUUUCUACUACAGAUUUUAAUGUUCUGAUUGUUUUGAGGUACCAUAAAAUUAUCUACAACAGCUUACAUGUUCUUACUGUGGCAACAAAUGAAACAAAAGUGAUCUUCUGUCACUGUCGCCAACAGUAAAAUACAUUAUAGAGUACGUAGGGCGCACUCUGCGCUAAAGCUUGUUACAUGAUUGUGACAGUUGACGAAAAUUUUAAACUGUGAUAGGACAUUAUACUUCUCACACGACAAAAUAUUUUAGUAGCGACGGCAGUGACACAAGGGGGCUUUCAUUUUAUUGCAAGCCACAGUAAGAACUUCGUCACAGUGGCUACUGUAAAUAAUUUUAUGACACCUGAAGAUGAUCAGAAUAUAGCAAAUAAAGAAAUCUUUAACAACAACUCUUGGCAGUCUUGAAAUAUGACUUUUAUCAUCAAAAUUUACGUUUCCGUAAGUUCCCCAAAUCGCUUAAUGAGAAUUCCAGAGGGUGAUUUCUGUGAAAAGGCGCGGUACGGUCGAUUCUCUUUCUCACCCUUCUCCACCCUGUGCUUCUGCGUCGUCUCUAAUCGUCUCAUUCCUUUAUGGAACGUUCAGUGCUAAUCUUCCUUCCUUCUUUGUUCACAUUGCAUCGAUCAGCUUUCAAAAUUACUGACUUCUGCAAUAACAUCAAAUCUAAGCGUCACUAUAGACGUGUUAAAUAACGGUGCAACAAAUAAUUUAUGAAUGAACUGAAGUAAUAUUUGAAGUACACCAGUAAUGAAGCAGUCGUGGCAUGAUCCGCUGAAAGACGGACGAUAAGAAGAGUUGCUGAUUAUGAACAGAUUCCGUUACUACACAAGUGGUCUCGCACGUGCGAACAUGUUGAUUUGAGUUAGUAGUGGCAUAGCCAAUUACAUACCUUGCUAUUGGAUAGUACUAUUCAACAGUCAGGUUGUUACUACAAAACUAUAUUGAAAACACCCUAGUUCUUAUAUUUAAAAUAAACUUAAAGGUAUACUAAAAUGGCCAAUUGUAUCCUUUGAUGAAGACAAGCUCUUUGUAACGGCUACUAGCGAAGUUUUAGCGGCUCGAACUUGCGUCUUUUUCCUAGGCAACAAUCGGUCGAUAUUGAGAUGUGUAUUCUAGAUUCUACAGGAACUGCAGACAAAAGCGCACAUAGUUUUAAUAUUAAAAUUAAAUAAACCUAUAGAUUUUCCUCUUUAACAUACCGCUUGUCUGUUAAAGUGAACAAUGCCGCGUUGCAUCGUGGUUCAGAGUGCACGUCAAUCUGUAGGUCCGCCCUACAACUGACUGCUUUAGGUAGUUCGACGAUCGCAGGAGGGCAACAACAUAUCACUUCCAAUAACACUACGCCUUGUAAAGCGCUAUGAUACUCAAAUCAACCGCUGUUUUUUUUUCCUUAUAUAAAGUAGGAUGGAAGACAAUUACUUUUUGCUUCAUUACUGAUAUACCGCCAAUUCUAUUUCUUCUUCAUGUACUUUUUUUUUCAACACGAGUAGUGGAAGUGUUACCAAAAACUGAGAUUCCAAUUGAUAAACGAGAGUUAAUGUAUUUGGUAAAUGAAAAUCGCUGAUGCUUUGGCCAUUCGACGAUAAAUAUAAAUAAAUUCUUCCCUGUUUUAUUCUUUCUGCUAAGUUCACUGGGCAGUAGCAUUUAUCAAGAAUGCAAGAUUAAUUAAUCAUUUUUAUCAUGUAUCCGUAACGAGCUAUAGACUCUGUAAAUGUAUCUUUUUAUGGUUGUUUUCUUCAUGUUUGAUUUCUUGUUUUCGCUGAUUUUUUGUUACCUGGCUCAGCCAUGUUGUAUGCUUAAAGCAGAAGAUAGCUACUGAAGCAUGUCAUGUGUAACGAAAAUAAAGAA